AGGAGCUUUGAUUCUACAGAAUCUGCACAGAAAAUUUGUAAACAUGACGUUGUUGUGGGGAAAACACUCCUAGAUGUGCGUUUUUACUUCCUUGAAGACGCAUUCGUAGAAUUUAAAUCUUCUUAUUCCGUCAAAGUCAUAUCAACACGCAAAUGUCAUAAAAGUAUCUCUCUAUAAAACUAAAGAAAAUAUUUUGACGCUCAUAAAUUAUUUAAAUGUAGUUUGUCAGUUUAUCAUUUGUUACGUUAGCAACACAAGUUAGUUGAUGAUGAGAGAGAACAUGGCGAGGAUAAUUCAAGUUAUAUUAUUUGCUGCCAAAAUUUAUUCUUUUCAAUGUUUUGUGAACUGGCAAUAUGGUUAUCCUCAAUCUUACAGCGCUCACUGGUCUGUGACUUAUUCUUCCCACCAGAAUUGCGCAAAAGAUUGCUACACCAGGAAGAGAGAUGUAGAAAGAAAAGUGAUUUUUGCAUCAACGCAGGGUUCAAGUUGCUACUGCAGUAUAGAGAAUGGCGGAACUAUAACCAGCAGUAGUAGCUAUCAGCAUGUGCAUUUUAAUUUUGACCCUUUCACCAUUUCGCAAAAUGUUCUUGAAGUAUCAUCAUCGUAUGAGCCUAUGAUCUCACAACGCAUUUACGUUCGAGGAAAUGAUUUGAGCACGAUCCAUGGAUUUGAAAGCCUGAGCACGCCUUUAGAAGAAUCAAAGUACGCUGUUAUUUCUUCUACAACUCCUAUCACUGCUGUUGUACCGGUGAAAGUUUUGAAUUAUAAGAGACAUGAUGUGACAAGAACUGAAAGUAAAUAUGUCUUGACACCUGAUCCAGGAGAAGGUUUUCUUCACCCGCAUGCAAGUACAAUUAUAAAGAUAUCAGACAAUGAUGAUGCAGCUAGCAGCACAUUAUAUUUCGCUACAAUCCAGUCAAAUGAUAGAAUGAUCAGUGUUGACAUAACAAAGCCACUCACCAUCACACGAAGUAAUCCAUUUCAAUGCAAUAUAACUUUUAAUGAAUCUAAAUCUUAUGUGGAUCCAACAACGAGUGAGUUCGUUGUUACCAUUGCUCUUACAACAGACGCUACCUGCAAUAAAAACAUGAAAGAUCUUACUAUAAUGCUGAGCAAUGAAGCCUAUGUAGAACCCGAAGUAAACACAACUCCUCAUCCGUAUUGCAUGACUCCAACAUCAAUGAUGAGAAGUCAUAACAAUGUCAACGUAUUUUACUCCAGAUUGUACAUAUUUUCAUAUAUCUGCGUGACUGUACGGUAUAAAGGAAGCAGUAAAAGCAUUGGGGAUGCCGCUGGAUCAAAACUGAUGACUGUUCACAGCCUUUUCGCCUACACUGCCUAUUCCAAUAGUGCAGAAGUGAAAGAAAAAAUCCAGAAGACAUACAAAACAUUUAUAAGCAACAAUGUCAGGGGGUAUUAUAUCCAAGAUUCUGAGUCUGGACUUUGUCUGAAGAGUGAACCGGAUGGUAAUGUCGUACUUACAGAGCACCCACACUGCACAUACUUCAAAGAAAUUCCAUAUAACCUUAUGACGACACAUGGUCUCUGCAUCGACAAAGGUCCCUCUGCUAUCAACAGUGAAAAAUGUGAAAAAGAAAUGCGAAUGAAAUUUUUAAACGGAAAAUUUCAGUUUCUGAGUGAUGAUACGUAUUUUACUGUUCCUAAGGCAAGUGCACUUAAUACUGAAGUAACCGCUUCAACUGGAAGUGUUUUUCACAAGAUUUCUGCAAGUUUUGGAAUAAAGGGAGAAACGAACAACCGUGCAGUUCCUAAGAAUCCUGACUUGCAUGAUAUUACUAUUUUGUAUGUUGAAGAAAGUUUUGUUGCGUGUAAUUAUAACAGUGAUAGGGAGUAUCGGUGCAUACGGUACACAAUGGCCGAAAAGAAAGUCUGGAAUUUCCCUCCACAAUUUGCAAAUAUUCUUGGAUAUGAUUCGACAAAAAAAAGGUAUUAUGGCAAAACAAAGACUGGAGCGUUCAUCAUGGUGCAAGAAGAUAAAAAACAUUCUAUAUAUCAUAUCAGGCAAGCUACUUGGGAAAGUAUAAAAAAUGCCAGUACCACAACAAAAGUAAAUGUUUAUUCCAGAAGUGAUUUAGCAACUGCCAAAGUGAGCUCGGCUUUUUCAGCUCCUUCCAGUUUUUCAGUUACGUAUCUUGGACUUUAUGAUGAUUCAUCAUACACACAUGUUAUUCUCUGGUUUGCUGCUGAAGAUUGUGCUUCUACAGUUGGCACGAAUGCUGACAAUGCAUUAAAUAACUGCGAAGAAACAAAGAAGUAUUGUAAAGCAACACGAUCACGUGUUUAUUACAUGAGUACUCUUGCAAACCCUCCGACACAUGGACAGGUUUAUUGUGAUAUGGAGACUGAUGAGAAUGGGUGGAUGUUGGUAUCGAACUAUACGGUUUUAAAUAGGGUAUUUCCGACGUUAACAUUCACAACUGAUAUAUUUGCCGUAGUUUCAUCAGGCUUUGCCAUGCACAUUGAGCCUGAAAGUCUGCAAACUGUAUGGUCAGAAAUGGGAUUCAGCAAGGUUCGAUUUUACUGUAACAUCGACAAACCAGCCAGGACAGUACAUCUUCGAACGCUGAACACCAACACGGAUUCUUUAAAGCUUAUUGACUGGUUAAAGGUUUCAGUACUCGCGACAUAUCAAGCACCUGCAUGUACUACCUAUGAAACAUACCCUGAUAAUACCGCAUUUGUUACAGGAAUGUGUGAUCAAUGGGAUGGAGGAAAAGGAUAUUGGGGAUCACCAUCUAAACAGCCUACAAGUUUGUAUCACAACACAUUCCAUACACCCCAGCAUUCUUGGUGGGUGGGAAGCAUUAGUUGUCAUUGUGAUACAGGAGCUGGAUCUGAACUUUUAUUUCAAGAUGGCACAUGGCAAAUUUACGUGGCCUAAAAUGUUACGUAGUGACAGUCUUGAUCCAUAAUUUUUUUAGUGCCGAAAAGCACGGUUCACUUUUGUUUCUAUUAUGUAAUUAUUACAACAUUGUUCCGUUUUGUGUAUUAUCUGUUUGGAAUAUAACCUUUUCAGCUUCAGAUAAACGCUGUGGUAUGACAUUCUAAAAGGAUAUAAUCAUUAUUUAAUUAAUGAAUCGAUGGUUAGUCUUAACGAGUUAUUUUUUAUGUCGAAGUAUUAUACUGUAUUUAUGGGACAAUUUUUAUUUGUUGUUAUAUAUUUGUGAACGUAGAGGUACUAUAAAACCUUUUUUUUUACUUAAGAUUUUUUUUUAAUUUAUGAAAAGAUGGAUUAUUAGCGAAAUUUAAUAAAGAUGAGGUUUUUAUGCAUAUAUUUAAACUUGGUUGUAUUCACGGAUAAUUGUUUUUAAAAAAGGCUUUUAUGAUUUUGGGUGAAAAUGACCUGUAUCGAAAGCUAAAAAUACGCAAAUAAAUCCAGCAAAAAUGUAUACAUGCUAUUUAUUGAUUCACUGACGGUCGCUGACAAAAACAAUUAAUUCCUAAUUCGCUUUGCGUAAACAAAAUUAACCUUAUUUAUUUCUCUGCAGACAGACUUAAAAAAAUAAUAGAAUUGUUUUAAAAAGAGGAGUUGUAUUCAAAAGUAAGUGUCAUUUUGUGAAGUCGGAUUAUGUUUCAUAUGUAAAACCUGAUGAUUUUAAAACAAACGUUUAUGUCAUAUUUUAAAAGUAUUCCAAACCAAAGUCGUAAUAGCCGUCUGGUCAUACUAUAUGGUACAUUGCUCGAAUUAUUCCUACUCCCGCAUUUUAGCUGAAAUCCAAAUAACCAAAUAACUUCGGUAAAACCAAUUUUUUCAGCUUCAGAUAAACGCUGUGGUAUGACAUUCUAAAAGGAUAUAAUCAUUAUUUUUUGCGCCACAGAUUUUUUCCCAAGAAUUACUUUUACGCAGUUAAAAAAGGAUAAAUAUGUUUCGAAUCUGUUCAAUACCCUAGUGCAGUAAGUAUUGUAUAAUUAUUGUAUAAAAAGUUCGAAAGUGCAGUGCGUUUAAAAUUCACUACAAAGAAUGUUGGUAGCUAUCCUUUUUAAAGGAAUAUGGAUAAUAAGCUUUUCCACAUCUUCCUUCUGGAGUUCGAAGAACUGGCAUAGAAGACCUGAAAAAUGUUGUGAAUUAAUGAAUUGAUGGUUAAUUAUAACGAGUAAUUUUUAUGUCGAAGUAUUAUACUGUAUUUAUGGAACAAUUUUUAUUUGUUGUUAUAUAUUUGUGAACGUAGAGGUACUAAAAACCUUUUUUUUUUGUUUAAGAUUUUUUUUGAUUUAUGAAAAGAUGGAUUAUCAGCGAAAUUUAAUAAAGAUGAGGUUUUUAUGUAUGUAUUUCAACUUGGUUGUAUUUACGGUUAUUACAUGACUGAUACAAAAAACCAGUUAGUAUGAAAA
Hydractinia symbiolongicarpus is the source of this 4353-nucleotide messenger RNA. RefSeq lists its product as uncharacterized. The transcript is spliced from 14 exons. Lineage: Eukaryota; Metazoa; Cnidaria; Hydrozoa; Anthoathecata; Hydractiniidae. Bases 266 to 2902 code for a protein of 878 amino acids. The record is from RefSeq and is a predicted model, not a curated record.